AUGCUCACCCGAUUGUGUUCGUCUAUUUUCCAUUCCGGUUAUCUUCAACGUUCGUUUGCAGUGUGUAACACGUUACGUUUACAUUCAACAACAAGUUCAGCUAAUAAAAAUUCACAAAAACCGGCAAAGAAAAUAAAAACACCCGCGGGUAAAUUAGAUGAAGAUGCUCACCCUGAUGCAGAACGAGAACCGUUAAAACCGUGGCCCAAUAACACAAAUCCGCACACUGGUGAAAUCGGUGGACCAAGUGGACCUGAACCGACACGUUACGGUGAUUGGGAAAGAAAAGGCAAAUGUGUGGAUUUUUAG
Molecule: messenger RNA, 309 nt
Organism: Adineta ricciae
Lineage: Eukaryota; Metazoa; Rotifera; Eurotatoria; Adinetida; Adinetidae
Source: the annotation of a GenBank genome assembly